GAACCAAUACUCCCAAAAAUGGGGAACUAUGGGUCUUGCUUUACCUCAAAAGAAACCGAAGCCUUUCCAGUUGAAACGAGGUUCAAGCUUCCUUCUCCAUUGCCUUCUUGGCCACAAGGUGAAAGUUUUGCAAGUGGUACAAUUGAUCUUGGAGGAUUAGAAGUUUGUCAAGUUACAUCUUUCAAGAGAAUAUGGUCAACUUCUCAGAUUGGAUCUAAUGACACUGAUGUCACAGUCUUUGAGCCAUCACCACUUCCAGAUGGGUUCUCCUUGCUUGGUUGCUACUGUCAAUCCAAUGACACCCCACUUUUUGGUUGGAUUCUCGCCGGAAAAGAUGUCUCCGGCGGAACCCUUGUUAAUCCGGUCGACUAUACCCUCGUUUGGAGCAGUAAUGAUUCAUGUUACAUUUGGCUGCCAACACCACCGGAGGGUUAUAAGUCAGUUGGGUAUGCUAUUACUACCUCACCGGAAAAACCCUCCUUAGAUAAAAUCCGUUGUGUUCGUGCUGAUCUAACUGAAGAACCUGAAACUGAUGCAUUGUUAUGGGGUUCGGAUGGUGUCAGUGUGUAUGGAUUAAGGCCAAAAGUUAGAGGGCGACAAGCGCAAGGGGUAUCGGUAGGUACAUUCAUAAUUGUGAAAGAUGGAGACGAUUCGAGUUUAUUGUCUCUUUCUUGCUUGAAGAACAAUAAUUUCGAUAAGUCAACUUCUUUUUUGCCAAAUGUAGCACAAAUUAAUGCCCUUGUUCAAGAAUACUCUCCAAGAUUCUUUUUUCACCCUAAAGAAACCUACUUGCCUGCUUCAACAACAUGGUAUUUCACCAAUGGUGUUCAAUUGUACCACACCGGAGAGGAAUCAAACCCAAUUCCGGUCGAAUCCACUGGCUCUAAUCUUCCGCAAGGUGGUUCAAACGAUGGCACAUACUGGCUCGACCUCCCUGUUGAUGAAACUGAGAGAGAAAGAGUCAAGAAAGGUGAUUUGCAAAACGGUGAGGCUUAUAUUCAUGUCAAACCAAUGCUUGGAGCCACGUUUACUGAUCUAGCCAUUUGGCUUUUCUACCCUUUUAAUGGUCCUUCCACUGCAAAGUUUGGUUUAGUUGAUAUUCCUCUAGGAAGGAUUGGUGAGCAUAUAGGAGAUUGGGAGCAUGUGACCCUUCGGAUUAGCAACUUCGAUGGACUUUUGUAUCGUGUUUAUUUUGCUCAACAUAGUGGAGGAACAUGGGUCGACACCCCAUCACUCGAGUUCUUGGAUAUGAGUAAUAGAUUUGCAGCUUAUCCUUCGUUGAAUGGCCAUGCAACGUACCCUACUCCAGGGGUUGUAAUGCAAGGAACUGAUGUGAUCGGGAUCAGAAAUGAUGCUGCAAAAAGUGAUAAGUUUUUGGACGUAAAGGACAAGUAUUUGGUAAUGGCAGCUGAGUACACCAGUGACGUAAUCGAGCCACCAUGGGUGAACUACGCGAGGAAAUGGGGUCCAAAAAUAACGUAUGAGAUUGGGACUGAGAUCGAAAAAUUGGAGAAUUCAUUGACCGGAAUUGUGGGAUCGGCGAUCGGGAGUUUGCUGGAUAUUAUUCCGACCGAAUUUUCCAGCGAGGAUGGACCUACCGGUCCUAAAAUGAAGCCUGAAUGGGACGGGGAUGAACGGUGAUUAAAACUCUUAGUCAACUAAUUUCAUUGUUUUUCUUUUAAAUUCAUUUUUAUUGAUCACACGCAU
This is a messenger RNA of Lactuca virosa, 1707 nucleotides long. Lineage: Eukaryota; Viridiplantae; Streptophyta; Magnoliopsida; Asterales; Asteraceae. The record is from the annotation of a GenBank genome assembly.